Aspergillus affinis is the source of this 738-nucleotide messenger RNA. RefSeq lists its product as uncharacterized. Bases 1 to 738 code for a protein of 245 amino acids. NCBI's taxonomy places the organism in Eukaryota, Fungi, Ascomycota, Eurotiomycetes, Eurotiales, Aspergillaceae. The transcript has a single exon. The record is from RefSeq and is a predicted model, not a curated record.
AUGAACCCGAGAACCCGCUCUUCGCUCCGUGCCUUUGCACGCCAGGGAGAGCCCGCAGACGAUCUACAGGACCUUCAGGACGAUCAGUUCGCCGAUGAUCAGCCAGUGGAGGAACAGGAUAAAGGUUUCCUUGAAGAAGAACUGUUCCAUGAUUCGGAGCAGGUAAUGGACGACAUUGAUAUCCAUCGAAUUCCUAUGACCAAAGAAAGGUUCCUAGAGGAGAUCAAGAAGAAUCCGGAAGUGGUCUACGAGGUCAUGAGAGGCAUGCAUGAGCUCGAGAUCAAAAAAACGAACCGCGCCCAGAAAGCUAUCCAGAUACUUAAGAAAGAUAUUGCCAACCUAACUGCAGAGCGUAAUGCUAUUGCUGUGAAAUGGGCCCUCUCUAGGGACCGAACCGACACCUCUAGUCACCGAUCCACUAAGAUUCCUGACCCGCCGAUGCUGAACAACGGUGAAGACCCGUCCUUUGAAAACUGGCAGUUAGCAAUCCACCAGAAGAUGACUGCCAACGCUGACCACUAUCCCACUGCUGAGCUUCGCAUUGCCUAUGUGACUAGUCGCUGUGAAGGGGAUGCACGUCGGCAUAUAUACCCGCGUCUUAAGAUUCAGGACUAUCGGGACUUUGGUGAGAUCCUGAGUCAUUUGAAAAGAAUCUUCGUGGACCCGAAUAAGGCCCGCAAUGCUCGCCGGAAGUUUAUAUCGGAUAAUGCUCUGCCUGUUAAAGAUCUCAAUAUGUAA